Messenger RNA from Peronospora belbahrii, 1035 nucleotides. The record is from the annotation of a GenBank genome assembly. NCBI's taxonomy places the organism in Eukaryota, Oomycota, Peronosporomycetes, Peronosporales, Peronosporaceae.
AUGUCAUCGCAUCUCGAGCGUUUGACGCGCUUUUAUCAAAAGUAUAAUCCUGAUAAAGUGCAUGAGAUUAAUGGUGUAUUGGAACGUUUUAAAGGGCGAGAGACGCAGUUGUUUGCGACACUUGUGAAGAAGUAUGGCCCUGAACCCACUGCAGACGAAGUGUUGAAUGUCGCUGCCACGUCGGACGAGAAGGAGACGGCUACAGUAGAUACGUUUGAGUUGCAGGAGUCACAAAACAUUAACUAUCAGCGACUAUUGGCUUUCUAUCAAAAGUAUAACCCUGAGAAGGUCGAUGACGUGGCUCAGGUGCUGGUCAAAUACAAAGGCAAAGAGGGAAUGCUUUUCAAUGCCCUGAUUAAGAAAUACGGCCCAGAGCCUGGUGACUCAGACGAAGACGUGGACGAAACAUUGCAACUUGAUAGUGAGAAGGAGGAAGAAGAAGUCGAAGAGAAUGACGAGAGUGGUCAGCCGAAGCUACGUAACGUGGUCUACUGUCCCAUUGACACGUUUCCGCCUGAGUACUGUGAGUACGGCCCCAUGUUUAAUGAGUGCAAGCCGUGGUUGGCUGAGAAUUGUCCGGAUCUUAUGCUCACCAAGUACAACCGAACGGUAGCAGAACUACUGGAGGUGGAGCAGCAGAUUGCCGACGGUGUAGAAGGCAUUACGCUUGAGGUAGUUGGCAAGACCGUCAAGAAGAAAAAGAAGAACAAAAUCGAGGAGGCAGCUAAGCGAAAAGAAAACUGCAUGGUGACCAUUUCCAUGAGCUCACGCAAGGGACGUAAGCGUCUCACUUUUGUCACUGGGCUGGAAGACUUUGAAGGUGUAAAUAUCAAGGAUGCAUGCAAGAGCAUGGGUAAGAAGUUUGCUUGCAGCUCGUCAUUAUCUAAAACAGACCAGGGACAGCAACAGAUCCAGCUACAGGGUGAUUGCGUCACGGAGUUAUUGGAAGUGCUACCAGAAAUGUUUGGUAUUCACGAAGACCAGAUUAUCGUCAUUGAUGAGCCCGUAAAGGCCGUUAAGAAAGGUAAGAAAUAG